CGGAACAGUCCGAGCGGAGCGGACCGGCGCGGCGCGGCGGCCUCCGCACCUCAGCAGCCGCUGAGCGCCCGCCCGCUCGCCCGCCCGCCCGCGCGCGGUCGCGUCACCGCCCCGCCCCCGGCCCCGCCCGCCCCGGCCAGGCCCAGCCGCGAGCUGCGGGUCGUACCCUGGGCCUGGGUGUCUUCUGCAAGCGGAGCGAGCCGGGCGGCUGCCGCGUGCCAAGGGUCCCGGGGUGCGGGAGGCCGCAGAGACGCCGGCGGGAACGUGCCACCGCCCGUCGCGGGAGGACUGUCCUGUAUGCCACCUGGAGCAGAUUGCACUGGCUCGGGGACGCGGCUGGAGGAGGCCAGAUCCCAUGGCCGGAAGUUAUGGUAUGAUGGCUGACGACGGUUCUAUUGACUACACAGUCCAUGAAGCCUGGAACGAAGCCACCAAUGUUUACUUGAUAGUUAUCCUUGUUAGCUUUGGUCUCUUCAUGUAUGCCAAGAGGAAUAAGAGGAAGAUUAUGAGAAUAUUCAGCGUGCCUCCUGCAGGAGAGAUGCUGUCAGAACCCAGCUUUUAUGACACAAUGAACAGAAUCCGCUUAAGACAGCAGGUGGAGGCUCAUCCCGUUUCAAGAAAGUACGAGUAUCAACAGCCACAAAGCCAGGCUGACAGCGUGCAGCUCUCGUUGGAGUGAAACUUGAGAUUGAGCAACAGGAGUGAAUGUGGUGCAGAAGGAGAAACAAGCUCUCCACCUCUGUAAAACAGGAGCUGCAGUUAGGAAACCCGCAGAGAAGCUCAUCCCGCUGUGCCCUCCCCAAGCCUGCAUGAGUGCAGACAUGCUCAGAAGGAAGUGCUUUGUGACUAGAGAAGGGGACUCUCCCUGUUGAGGAUCAACAGUGUCUCCAGGAUACAGUGGAACCUUCGACAUGUCUUUGGAAGCAAGAAUCCUAGAGUUACUGUCCUUUAGAGUAAUCUUACAGAGUUAGAACUUGAAAUCCUGGCUGUUGGGGUAGUUUGCUGUUAGGAUGUGGUCUGUGAAGAUAUUUAACACUGGUAGCAGUCUAAUCUGUGUUGCUUCCACGACUGUCACUGGCUCCUUGAGUGACCUUACUGCAAGACUUGUAUGACACCAAGGUCCUUGUAGUCUCUGCUACAUCAGGAAGCACAUCCCAUCCCCUACUUGUGGAUACCUUGUGUAACUGGCUUUGUCUCCCUUUAAUUGUAUUCCCAAAAGUUGUUAUUUUGUUUCUGAUGCCAGAUUCCCCUGGUCUCCUUAGGGCUCCUUGAGGACAAGCUGUUAGACAAGGAGACGUCUCUGUCUUGCUGUUGGCCCCUUACUUUCCGUGGUUUCCCUGUCGCUGUUGACGGUUACAGCAGUGUCUUCUGCUGCUUAAAGCUUUGUGAAAGCCCA
Messenger RNA from Rattus rattus (black rat), 1396 nucleotides. RefSeq names its product small integral membrane protein 19 (gene Smim19). The transcript is spliced from 4 exons. NCBI's taxonomy places the organism in Eukaryota, Metazoa, Chordata, Mammalia, Rodentia, Muridae. The record is from RefSeq and is a predicted model, not a curated record. The coding region runs from base 356 to 679 and encodes 107 amino acids.